Messenger RNA from Symbiodinium sp. CCMP2456, 2140 nucleotides. NCBI's taxonomy places the organism in Eukaryota, Dinophyceae, Suessiales, Symbiodiniaceae. The record is from the annotation of a GenBank genome assembly.
AUGCAGCAGACUUCAAGCAGGGUGCUCAGAAUUCAAAAGGGAUGGUUCCAUGCUGGCUGCCUCGCGCAGGACCUGGCGCAGAGCCUCUACAGCAACUCCCAUGCGGUGGUGCAGGCAGUUGCCGAAGAGAUCCAUGGAGCCAGCUCUGACAGGAUACAGCCGCUGCUCUUCGUUGUGGACAGCAUCCUCAAGAAGGUGGGCAAGGACUACAAAGUGCACUUCGCGGAUCGCCUUCCCGAAGCUCUAGGUGUGGCCUGCCAGAAGGUCGACCGCGAAAGCCAUGCCUGGAUGAAGAAGAUGGUGGAGGAGUCUUGGCGGAAGCACGAGCUUUUGCCGCUCGGUGUCUUUGACAAGCUGACGGUGGUUUUCCAGCCCCAGGCAGCAGUCACGUUCCAGCCUCCUGUGCAGGCUGUGCCUCCGCCUGUGCCUGUGGCGGCGCAGGCAGUGCCACAAGCACCGACCGCAGCACAGCAGGUGGAUGCCCCGUCAUCACUGGCCUCCAUGGCACUGGAGUCAGACGAGGUAGUGGAACGACGCCUCCAGAUCUUGACGAAGAUCAUCGAGCGCAAGCCGCCAAAGCCCGAUGAACUGCAAGAGAUCAUGAAGGUGCCCGAGAUUCGAAAGGCCAUCGCUAUGCAGCAGAAGAAUCAGCGGCAGGAGGCAAUGGCCAUGCUGUCCCAGUUCAAGCAGGAGCUGGAGCGAAGGCACCAAAAGAUCCUAUCAGAGCGUGACCCGCGGCUUCGAAGUGAGCAGAAGCGCAGCGAUGCCAAGGACCCGCGACUGCAGGACAAGAAGCCUCAAGAUCCGAGGCAUGCUGCGGAGGGCAAAGGCCCCGCGCGGCCUCCAGAUCCACGGCGCCAGGAUGCGGAAACUUCCAAGGAGACCGCAUCAGAGCCGGCCAAGAAACGUGUGAAAGUGGAGGGUGAUGUUGAUCUCACCACCGUCGUCAGCGACGAUGAGGCUGAGGUGGAAAAGAUACCCGACGAUGAGGACAUGCCGCUGGUCCCAACCAGGCAGUUUUUGCAGGGCAUGCCCUCGCUGGGCUUCUCGGAGGCCUGGCUUCGGCAAUUCAUGUCCCAGAUGCCUCGGAAAGGCGAGGCCAGAGAACGACGGCGGCAGCCAGUCGGACGAAAAAUCCUGGGUGCUGCUGGCGAGCAAAUGGUCUAUGUAGAUGCAAUGUCUCCCGGUGAGAUGCUGCUGCUGAUGCAGUUUGUGUUUAUGCUGGAGGAGAAACUCCGGUCCACUGGCCGCUCUGUGGACCUGGCCCAGCGGGUCUCACACAGCUUCAGCUACUUGCAGGUCGACCUUGCCGUUGAUGUGAUGCUGAAGUGGGUCUUUGACGGGCUGCCCUUUCAGUGUGGCACGACAGGACUCCGCUUCGCCAACCGCGAGAAACUGCGACGGCAGAACGAAAGCCUCAAGAAGCGGAAGGAGCUCAGGCAGAUGAACUCCGAGGCCAGAGGCUGGAUGGAUUCCAUCCCAGACUGGGUCGGCAACCGCGACCUCGUUGUGGGCCCUGCGCUGUUCCGGCUUGGGGGUGAUGUCGGCAAGGCUCCUGACCGCAAGGCGGCCCCGGUCGAGGCCCCCGCUUUGGACGAGUUGCCCGAAGAGCGCUGGGAGGUUCCGUGUGAUGAGCGUCGCUCUGUUUGUCCCAUCAGCGGAGAGCGCUUCGACAGGGUUUGGAGCAGCACGCUGAACGACUGGGCUUUCGUCGGUGCCGUGGCUGCUGAGGCGAGUGCAACGCGGCCGUUGAGUUGCACAGAACGUCUACGUGUUCACGCCACACAGAUCGCCAUGUCUUCCGCGGCUCCACUGAGCCAAGCCGCACGUCGACGCAUCUUGGCCGACCUCAAGGGUCUUCAAGAAGAGCCCAUUCCUUUGGCGGCAGCAGCACCGUGCUCGGAUGCUGACUUGAGCCUGUGGAAUGGCGUGAUCGGGACGCAGAUGGAAGUGACACAUCUUGGCUGUGUCACAGUCCCACUCCACUUCUUGAUCGACUUUCCCUGUGACUAUCCGAUGAGUGCACCCAAUAUCGGCUUCUCCUUCGAAUUUCAGUAUCGCGGAGGUGCCUCGUAUGUGCAGCAGGACGGGCGGCUCAAGGGGAAGCUCGUGAUUUGCUUAGACGUCCUUGGCAACUUUG